This is a messenger RNA of Camellia sinensis, 1378 nucleotides long. RefSeq names its product S-adenosylmethionine carrier 1 (gene SAMC1). Gene Ontology annotation, biological process: transmembrane transport. Lineage: Eukaryota; Viridiplantae; Streptophyta; Magnoliopsida; Ericales; Theaceae. The record is from RefSeq and is a predicted model, not a curated record.
CUUAUUUAGGGGGGAUGCCCGGGAAAUUGGCCCACAUACACACACACCUUACCCACAUUUCCGAAGGAACGAGAAUUACAGCACUGCUCUGCUCGACUCUGCUCCGCUUAGUUUUUUUUGGAUGGGUCCUCUUACAUUAGCAGUGGACUCGAAAAGCUCUUGUAUUUUCUCAUCAGAUGCGUCCAAUGGGAAAGCACGGAAUUUACAGUUGGAAACAAAAAGGUUUUUUGCGUCAGUCAGCACAGGAGAAGACAAGCCAUUUGAUUUUUUACGAAUUUUUUUUGAGGGUGUUAUAGCAGGAGGGACAGCUGGAGUUGUUGUUGAAACAGCUCUAUACCCAAUUGAUACAAUAAAGACGCGACUUCAGGCAGCUCGUGGUGGGGGAGAAAUAAUUUUGAAGGGGCUUUAUUCUGGACUGGCUGGAAAUCUUGUUGGAGUUCUACCGGCUUCUGCAAUGUUUGUUGGUGUUUAUGAACCAGCAAAGCAAAAAUUGUUGAAGAUUUUCCCUGACAAUCUUAGUGUUGUAGCUCAUUUGACUGCAGGUGCCAUUGGAGGGCUUGCUGCUUCUCUCAUCCGUGUUCCAACUGAGGUUGUUAAGCAAAGGAUGCAGACCAGCCAAUUUGCUUCGGCUCCAAAUGCUGUUCGUGCUAUUGUUUCAAGGGAGGGUUUCAAAGGUCUCUAUGCGGGUUAUGGAUCAUUUCUACUGCGUGAUUUGCCAUUUGACGCGAUCCAGUUCUGCAUAUAUGAGCAGCUUCGGAUAGGUUAUAAGCUGGCGGCAAAUAGAGAUCUGAAUGAUCCUGAGAAUGCUGUCAUUGGUGCUUUCGCUGGUGCAUUAACAGGGGCUAUAACUACACCCCUUGAUGUGAUUAAGACUAGGUUAAUGGUUCAGGGAUCUGCAAACCAGUACAAAGGGAUCUUUGAUUGUGUUGAAACUAUCGUCAGGGAAGAAGGUCCUCCUGCUCUGUUGAAGGGCAUUGGGCCAAGAGUAUUGUGGAUAGGCAUUGGCGGUUCAAUAUUCUUUGGUGUUCUUGAAAGUACAAAGCGAUUUCUUGCCCAAAGGCGUCCAGUUCAUCAUGCGGACUCCUCAAAGAAGGAUUAAAAUUUGGCUGAAUUCCAGGAGCAUAUGUACUUCAGAUAUUAAAUUAUUCAGGAACAUUCUUUUCUAUUUUUGUUAUAUUUCUUUAUCCUGGGGCCAUUUUUGUAGGAUCAGAAUGUUCAGCGAACAAAAAACCCAAGGUUCACACUGAAUGUUGAAGAUUUAAAAGUGUUCUGAAACUCAUAGGAAGUCAAUCCGAUGAAAUUUGUAGGAAAAUGGGCUUUAGUUAUCUACUCUUAGGCCAUGUUUUAUUUGCAUGUGGGACUACUAAUUCUGAGUUCU